AUGGCAUAUACCAUAUUUCCGUCACCAGGACUAGAGCAUGGCAAACGUAUACUUACUGCGGUGAUCGAGCAGCGCGCCAAAGAUGAUGCCAGUGAGCCCUGGCUAUCGGUCCCGGUAGACGAGACGAAUCUGUCUAUGGGUUAUAAGGAUCUCACCUUUUGGCAACUGAACAAUGCGGCUAAUCGCGCUGCGUAUUGGAUGAGUGAAAAUCUCCCCACUGGCGAGCCAUUUCAAUGCUUCGCCUACACUGGUCCAAAAGAUCUCCGUUAUCCAAUUUUGGCUGUCGCAGCAGCCAAGGUACAGAAGGUGAUGGUACUGCCGUCCCCAUUGGUCACUCCGGAGGCCCAGUUGCAAAUUCUUGAAAAGAAAGGCUGUACGCUUUAUCUUAGGCCCGACGAAAUGACUGAACCUGUAGCAGGUAUAUUAAAGGGCACCUCGCAUAUCAAGCCUAUCACUAUACCAGCCCUGGAAUAUUUCUUGAAUGACACAGAGGCUAGCCCGUCAUGGGCAGAAGGCAAAGAUGACCCUUGGUUGGUUUUUCAUACUUCUGGAACAACAGGAAACCCUAAGCCUGUUACCUAUUCACACCAAAUGAUGGCCGGAGUGGAAGUAGCAGCUUCUCUCCCUGAUAUCGAGGAGACUCAUAUACAUCAAUACGCCCAAAGAAGAUGGUAUACGCCUUUGCCGUCACUACAUUUUGUUGGAAUGCUUAUGACGCUAUCUAUGACGACCUUUGUCAAUAUGAUAGCUGUGAUUGGCCCUGUUGGACCCCCAUCUCCAGCUACUGUCACGGAAGUCCUCCGUCACGGACGCGUGGAGGGAGCCCUGCUUCCUCCAGUACUCAUUGACGCGCUCUGUCUCUUCCCUGACGGCCUUGAGGCCUUGAAGGACUUACAGUAUGUUCACUAUGCUGGUGCUUCGCUGUCUACUAAGUCUACAGAGCUCCUUGUUCCAUAUACACAGGUGGUACCAUGUGUUGGUAGCACAGAAGCUGGCGGUUACUUCACAGCUAUACAUGGCCAAAUUAAUGCCUGGGACUACCUUGCCUUCCAGAGACAUGCGGGAGCCACCUUUGAGCAGCGUUUAGGUGACCUCCACGAGCUUGUAUUUAUCCGUAACCCGGAAUGUGCGAUGCAGCAGAUAUUCACACACCCUACUAAAAAAGGUCUAUGGAAGAUCAUUGGCCGGAGCGACGAUUAUGUUUGUUUCUCUCAUGGGGAUGGAUUGCAUGCUUCGCUUCUAGAGCCUGAAAUUACGGCUCAUCCCGGUGUCAAUAAUGCACUCAUCGGAGGGCAUGGCAGACAGUCACCUGUGCUCCUAGUGGAAUUUGUUGAAGGUGCGGAAGACAAUGGGACUCGUGAGGGGCUGCUGAAGAGUCUACGACCAUAUAUUGACAAACUUAACGCGCGAUGCCAUGCCUCCAUUCGGAUCUCGCCAGAAAAGGUGAUCAUUGCUUCGAAAGACAAGAUGUUUAUUACAACUAUCAAGGGAAGUGUGGCGAGAUUGCAGACGUUGCGCUUGUAUGAGGAUGAGAUUGCUGCACUGUUCACUUAG
Messenger RNA from Penicillium odoratum, 1554 nucleotides. Its product is annotated as putative AMP-binding enzyme. The transcript has 6 exons. Lineage: Eukaryota; Fungi; Ascomycota; Eurotiomycetes; Eurotiales; Aspergillaceae. The coding region runs from base 1 to 1554 and encodes 517 amino acids. The record is from RefSeq and is a predicted model, not a curated record.